AUGUUGCCGAUCGGAAGCACGCAACCGAUCCCCGGCGAAGCUCCGCGGCUGCAAUCGGUUGGACCAGUCACUGUGGCUUCGUACAGGAGAAGACAUCAGUUGGCGGAGGAGGUGCCAGGACUCUACAUUCGGCGCCUCACGCUCGAGGACCCCAGGAGUGCGAGGGAACCGUCGAGUUCAAGGUCGCAGUCCCCGGCACGCCAUAUCUGUCAUCCAACCACCGGUUACGUGCCCUCUUCCAGGAGAUCCUCGAGUUAUAGGUCCUGGCUGGAGAGGAUCAGGAAGGAAAGGCCGCCGUUCCUAACGAUCGUUUCCCUGGAGCUUCCAGAAUCCCCGAUUCCCCUGAUCGAAUCACAGGCGAGCGCGCGGUCCAGGGCCGUCGAUACCAAGGACGACGUUUCGGACGAGCUUCUGGAGAAGGUCACGAGCACUGAAAGCGGAAGCGAGACGGAGCCGGCGGCCAGAGGAAGGAAAAGAUCGUCGAGAUCGAGGAAGUCUCGGGCAGCCGGACGCAAAGGAGGCGAGGAGUUCCUGGAAUGUACCAAAGGAGCACCAACCCUCGAAGAAUGCACGAAGAACAUUGUCGAAGGAGCCGGUCGCCUUCGAUUAUCGAACUUCAACCUCGAGAAUGCGAACGAUUGCAUUUGCUCCGAGGUAUCCGGAAACGUUCGCGCCGACAUUGAGGGAGACACGGAAUCGCGAUCCUCCAGCCCGGAAAUAACUCGUACCAUACGGAUCGCGAUGAGGCAGCACGACCUAGCGGGUUGCAAGCUCUGCGACGACGACGACGAAACGGAAGGAAAUGGUAGAUCGAGGCCAGAAACGAACGGCAGGAACGUUACGAGGAAAGAGUCCGUCAAGGACGAGGACGGCUGUAACGGUGUGAGCGGCGCCUUAGAUUUCACGUUGAAUUGCAGCAGCGUGCGACUGACGUGCCGUGACGCGAAUCUCAGGAUCGGGACUGGAUCCGGUGAAAAGCAACGGAGGGGACUCGAAACGCAAAAUUAAUCUGCGCGAGGUUUGUCCGCGAAUCGUUCAAAUUCGUCGCUGGACAAUGGAGAGCCCCGUUAAUUGUUCUCCCUUACUGAGAAGAGAGAAAAAUGUUUCCGGCUUUAAAUGAAACGGUGAUGAAAAUUGCAUUGUUGCUUGAUGGAGAAAAAUCUGUUGCGAUGGAAAUUCAGGAGAUUUUAAUUUAAACUAGGUAUAGAAUUUCACGAGUAAACUGAACUGUACGAAGUUUCUAUUUUAAACAGUGGUAAAUACAAGUCGAAUAUCGAUCGAUAGAAUGAUAGCAUCGCUAAUUCGAAAUCAUUGUUUUCGUAACCAGUAAAUUGUUUUACUGAAACAUGAAUCGCCACGGUUCCAUUCUAAUCCGAAUUACGGUAGCAUCGUGGCGACCAAGCAGAAAGGAAUUCGGUGGCUGGAGGAUCGAUCCCUCAUCGCGGGAACGACCGAAUUGAAGGAAUUCCGUGGCUGCGAUCGCCGACGCCAUUAGGCCUCUUGUUUCCUUCCUAUUAAACCUUCCCAUUCGGUGAAAAGAGAUCGGAUAAACCCCGCAAACGUGGGCCCGGAACCAUGAAUCUCCCGCGCGGCAAUAAAUCGCGAAUCGUUGCUUUCGAUUUCCACGAAACGCCCAUGGACAGACGCGCACACUAUCGGGACCGCGCGGCCAGUUAGCUUAUUAAUUAGCUCGCCUAAUAAAUCGCGACUGACCCAUGGAACGAAACGGAGAGAACGUGUUAGUCGCCGUCGUCUUGCGUACUAAAAAGAAGAGGAGGAAGAAAAAGCAGCAGCAGCAGCAGCAACAGCAGCAGCAGCAGCAUCGGUACGAGUUUCGUCUCGCGGUGGACCAGAGCGCAAGAGAUGAGAAUCGUGAGUCUAGGCUGGCCCCCUCGGAAGGCCAAGCCGGCCCAAACCGGGUGAGAGAAGUUGGCCGGCUUCUCUCCUCUUCGUUCCACCUCUCUCCUCGUUCCCGUGUCCUCUCUAAGUCUCUCCGAUCCCUCCUCUCGCGCGCGCUUCGACGCUCCGUUCCUCCUCGCAUUUUUAUUUUGUCUGUGCUCUGCUGUGUGCGCUGCUCCUUCGUAGGGCGAAAAUGGUUCAUGGCCGUUCCUAACUGCCGAUUUGGCCACGGAUCCUGCCAGAAGGAUCGAUCUCUCCACUUCUCGAUUCUCCUGAUUGUUUCCUCUAUUAUCAUUUCCAUAUUCUGAUUAUUCACCUAGUUUUCUAGACUUUAUCUACUGUAAACAAACUUUUUAUUCAAUUCUUUUUAUUCAAUUACGCACACUUUCGCUGAUUACAUUUUUGUACCGCUUAUAUUCCAGUUUGAUUUUCUUUUUCAUUUUCUUUUUUGAGGAAUGAAGCUGUUUGUGAAUGGAGCCGUUUUGUUACUAGAAGAAUAGAUUCGGCAGCGAUUAGCGAGUAAGACAGUGAAUAGGGACAAUGUUCGAAGACAAGUGAUCGAGUUAAGUAGGUAUUCUAAAGAGUACUUGGCCGCGCAGCAUCCGUAACUAUGUAAGCGAGGAAAAAACUAAUGACGGUGGGUCUCGGACGGAGUAACCGAGGCUCGAGGAAAAGGACGAAUGUCAUUUUAAAGGGAAAAUAAUGACGCGGUGGAACGUUCGUUCGUUUAUGACACCGUAAUUACGUGAAUGCCGUGAUUAAGCGAAUUCUGGUUUUCAACGACUCUCCUAUAUUUUCAUAUAAUUUGGUCAGUGAACGAGUAUGAGAAUGUUCAGUAUUCUUCUCUAUGCUUCGACAGACAUAAAAUUGAUCUGCAUAUGUUCGUAGAUUAAAAUUUCAAGUGACCGUCCGUGGAUUAAUACUUAUAUAUGGAGACCAUUUAGUAUUAAACGAAGUGAAUGAUAUGGCCAAAACGAAAUAAUGAAAUACUUCCCUUCUUCAAAAUUCAU
Molecule: messenger RNA, 2909 nt
Organism: Ceratina calcarata
Lineage: Eukaryota; Metazoa; Arthropoda; Insecta; Hymenoptera; Apidae
Exons: 4
Coding region: 1-1008 (335 amino acids)
Source: RefSeq, a predicted model, not a curated record